This is a messenger RNA of Monoraphidium neglectum, 858 nucleotides long. Its product is annotated as chlorophyll a oxygenase. The transcript has 3 exons. The record is from RefSeq and is a predicted model, not a curated record. Bases 1 to 858 code for a protein of 285 amino acids. NCBI's taxonomy places the organism in Eukaryota, Viridiplantae, Chlorophyta, Chlorophyceae, Sphaeropleales, Selenastraceae.
AUGCUGCAAAACCAAGGCAGGUCCCCCGUGGGCCAGGGUCUAGCGGCCUCUCACGGCAGUUUAAGAGGAGCGUCGAACAUUAGACGGCCGCUGGCGCCCAGCCGUGCCACGCCGCGGCCUCUGCCCAGCGGUGGCGCCCACCCCGAGCAGCAUGAUCGGGCGCAGCACGACGCCGUCACGCCUGCCCCCCAGCAGCUCCCGCAGCAGCAGCAGCAGCAGCCCGCCUCCGACCCCGAGGCCAAGUACCAGCGCUUCGGCCCCUUCUUCGGCGGCCGCUUCAGCCUGUCUGACCUCGUCGACGCCGCGCCCCGCGUGCGCGUGCGCACGACGGCGUCGCGCGCGCGCAACGAGCUGCUGGAGCUGGCCGUCCUGAACGAGCGCCUCGCGGGCGUGGUGGAGCCCUGGGAGGCGCGCGCGCGCCUGGAGGUGCUGCGCAACCGGCGGCGCGCGUGGGACGCGGUGUACGACCUCGUCAGCGGCAGCGACGCGGCCGCGACGCUCGAGGUCAUCGAGGCGGCGGCGGAGCAGGCCGAUGCGCUGCUGUCUGAGGAUGGCCAGGAGCGCACCUCCGUGAGCGAGCUGCGGCGGCAGCUGAUCACGCUGCAGCAGCAGGUGGAGGAAGCCGGAGAGAAGCUGGCCGCCACGCAGUCGCGUGUCGACCAGAACCUGCAGCGUGUCGAGCGCCUCAAGCGCGAGGCCGCCGCCCUCGAGCGCGCGCGCGGCGCGGCCAGCGCGGCGCACGCGCAGGAGACGCCGCUCGCCGCCCCGGCGCCCGCCCCCGCGCUCGCAGCGCGCGCCGCGCCCGCGCCGGCGCCGCCGUCGCCGCCGCCUGGUCAAGGACACCAUGGUGCCCUUUGA